Messenger RNA from Penaeus chinensis, 3320 nucleotides. Its product is annotated as regulation of nuclear pre-mRNA domain-containing protein 1B-like. Gene Ontology annotation, molecular function: RNA polymerase II complex binding. NCBI's taxonomy places the organism in Eukaryota, Metazoa, Arthropoda, Malacostraca, Decapoda, Penaeidae. The coding region runs from base 84 to 1175 and encodes 363 amino acids. The transcript has 7 exons. The record is from RefSeq and is a predicted model, not a curated record. Gene Ontology annotation, biological process: mRNA 3'-end processing. Gene Ontology annotation, cellular component: RNA polymerase II, holoenzyme.
GCUUGUUGGCAGAGAAAGACGGGGAAAAAGUCCUCGAAGUUCGCGUGAAAACUGCGUUAUUUUCGCGCAAAGGAGAGCCAGUCAUGGCUGGAUUUAACGAAGAUGCGCUCAAGAAGAAGCUGGACGACCUCAACAUGUCCCAGCAGUCCAUCCAGACCGUGUCACUGUGGCUAAUUCACCACAAGAAACACGCUCACACUGUGGUCAAUGUCUGGUACCGAGAGCUCGUCACAGCCUCCGAUUCCCGCAAAUUGACCUUCAUGUACCUGGCCAAUGACGUGAUACAAAACAGCAAGAAGAAAGGACCGGAGUACAACAAGGAGUUUGGGAACAAGUUAGGGAAAGUUUUCGACCACUUGGGGGGCUUGCGGCUGGAUGAAAAGUCAAUCAAGGGCCUGAACAGACUGCUGACGGUGUGGGAGGAGAGAAGUGUAUUUGACAGCGACCAGGUCAAACUCUACAAGAAAGAGUUAAAUAAGGGGCAAGGAAAGUCAAAGGAGAACAAGAAAGACAAGAAAGACAAGAAAGACAAGAAAGAUGAAGGAAGAAAAAGAGAACAUAGUGGAAACAGCACAUCGCUUACGAAGAAGCACCGACGAGAGAGCAGGAGCGAACCCAUCAAGGCCACAACGCCAGAACCGCGCCAACGAAAGGACAGCGAAGGUGAAAUCGGCCAGUUUGUUGUCUCACCACAUGUGUCUUCACCCCCAAGCGACCCCCCAGAGCCAGAACAACUGAUCGAGGCGCUGCAGGAGCUUGAGAGUGCUGCCACCUCAGAUGCAGUUAUCAGGGAGAAGAUUGCUAAUCUCCCCGCAGAAGUUUCAGAUGUAAACCUUCUUAACAAACUACAAGAUCUGGCUGCGGGUCGUGCACUCUGCCAGAAAGUUGAGGAAGCACUUUCCAUGUUAGAGGCCUACAAUAAGAGACUUGCAGAAGAGAUGGAAGCUCGCAAGGCUGUGGCCCGCAUGCUUCAUGACUACAUUGCAUACCAGAAGGACCUCCUCGCACAAGCAGAAGAAACGCUAGAAGAACAUCGUCAGAAGCAAGGGAAGGUGAAGAAGGUCAGAGAGGAGUUAAGAGCGCACCUUCAGAACCUUCCAGAUAUCUCAAAACUGCCAAAUAUUAGAACAGGGGGCCUGGCUCCUUUACCUUCUGCGGGCGACCUCUUCACAUGAUCUCGUGGACUGUAGGGUUAUAAUUUUUUUUUUCGUCACUUGUUAUUUUGUGAUACCUAAAUGCCCAGAACUAUUAAAUAGUUCUGAUGGACAGUACUAGCAUGAAGUAUAGAUAUUCUUAUUGUUAUGUGAUUAUAAAAUAUGAGGUGUGAAUGAUGGGUAUUGUGAUGUACAAGUCCUUUGGAAAAGCGGAUUAUGCAUGCAUUUUUUUUUUUUCUAACUUUCAAAAAGAUUUUACAUUUGUGCCAAGAUAACACACUUCUGUUUCCUUUCAUAAUGUUAUAAUUUUUUUUUUUUUUUUUUUUUUUUUUUUUGUCCAAUUAAAUGUAGUAAAUUAUCCUUGGGAGCAUAUCAUAAUAGUACAUAGUAGAAGGUCUCUUAAUAAGAGGUCUGCAGGUUGUCCUAUUUGUUAAGUCAAAAAAAACAAACAAACAAACUUUCAUUUAUAGAAGACAUGUAUUCUGUGACUUGAUAUAUAUGGCUACAACCAUUCAGAAGUGAGCAGCUUUUUGAGUGUCUUGCUAACUUUGUAUCAUGCAUUUUUUACUUUUCUUAUAGUUUUAUUCUGACUCCUCAGGACACUCGUGGUCUUAUAUGGGUGCUUGUUGAAUGACAAGGUCACACCGAGAAUUGUUACUUUGAUGCAAAUGUUUGAGUCACUGAAGGUCACUGCUCUUGCGUGAGAUGCACCUCCUGCAGUGAAAGUUGGUACAUAUUUUAUAUGUAUACAAAUAUUUCAUUAAUCAAUGUAGUUAGAUGAACCAGAAGAAAUAAUGGGAAAGAUUUUAAAUUAAGGUUAAAGGUUGCAAAGUGGAUAUGAAACCCAUCCUGGCUAAAGAGAUGUGCCACCUUGAAGAUGUUUUGGAAUAUACAUCAAAUUUCCUGGUUUGCCUUAAUGCCCUUGAUAAUAAUGAUAGGAAUAACUUUUUUUUUUGUAAUGGCUUCCCAAGUUUUCAUUUGACAGUAAGUAGUCAGUGAGAUUUCUGACAUGCUCUUUUAUUUUUGUAAAAUGUAUGAGAUACUUGUGUUUGGUUCAUGCAGUUCCAUGCAUUAUGUUUUUUUUUUUUUUUUUUCUCUCUCUCUCUCUCUCUCUCCAGAUCUUACUUGAAAAUCGAAAAUGCCAAGAAGCUGUGACAAUCAGUUAUUGAUGAAAAUAUUUGAUUUAAAAAAGAAAAACGAAAUGGUUACUGUAUCUAUUGAGCAGUACCUUCUAUUUCUUUGUCUCAAGAGUAAAUCACACCUAAUGCAAUCGAUGUAGCUAUCUCGUAUGUAUUGGUGUGUUGCUCUGUUACGUCAAAUAGUAUGAAGUGGUUGAGGACAUUACAUUUAAUGUCACAUCCUGUGAUAAUAGUGCAAAUAAUUCUUCAUAGAAUCAGUCUAGUGAAGCCUUUUUUUUCCAUAUUUUAUCGGAAUAUUAAAGGCAAAUCAGAUGGUACAUUACCACUGAGUGUUGUCUACAAUAAUAACUCUUUUCUUUCUCUGUCCCAGGGAUCUUUAUCUUGUCAGACACUCCCAUUCUUUCCAAAGCACAGAUAUUUGUCACUUGAAACGACUGCACUUGCCUAAAGAGUUGGAAAAUUGACGUAAAACACAAUCAGAUGAUGAAAAAACAUCUGCCUUUUAUCAUCACAAAGCCGUUUAAAGGAUUUCUCACAAGAAUAAUAAAUCUUAUGGUAUGCCAGUUCACAAAAGGAGAUUUUUUCUUUGCUUAAUAUUGUUAUUAUUUUUACGUGGUUAAUUGUGAUGAUGAUCGGCCACCAUUCUUUUCCCUUGAUUGCUGAAUGUUGUCAAGUGUAACAUUGUUGUGUUUUGUUUUUGUUGUAAUCAAGGUUACUCAUUUAUAUAAGGAAUCACUCCUCUUUUUGUUGGUCUCACUUACUCACAAGAAUGUUUGAUAAGUUGUGAAGGAGUUUCAAGUACUUUUUUUUUUUUUUUUUUUUAGUUACAAUGACUGUUUAGGUCUUUUGAAUUCAUAGAAGAUAUGAACAGUAGGAAUGACUUAGUUUCCCCAAGAUAUCAGUAAAGUGUAUGAGAUGGCUUUGAUGGGGGAAGCAAUUUUAAUGUUUAUAAUAAGCAACAAGAAUGUACAUAGAAUCUGGAAUCUAAUAUUUAUUGCAGAUUUUUAUAAUUAAAUUUUUGAUUUAC